CAGAAAUCGCCGUCUGGUUUACCGCAACACAUGUAUAUUGAUCUGCUCUGGGUUAUCGAGCUCCUCUUCAUCGUUUUCUUCACAUCAUUCUCACUUUAUGCUACCUAUCUGUUGCCCAUCCAGUACUGCGACUUGAUUCAUCGGUGUGCGACACAUCUCGGCAAAUGGGAUGCUAGUGCCAUUUUGCUGGAUUUGGAGCAGCGACAGAUAAAUGAGGAUCAGAUUUGUGUGCAAAUAAAUGAGGAUCAAAUUUGCGUGGUUUUUCAAAUUUGGUUUGGAGCAGGCAUGCAAGUAGGCUUGUUACCCAUGAAGAAGACUGUGUCAGAAACAUGUGCUGGCACCGAUCUCGUCUUCUUGCACUUCUUAACUGAGCACUGUUUCUUCUAUGCCGGGAAAAUUCACCUUUUUUUCCCAGUCUUAAAAUGGGGACUAAUGGGGCCAUUCCUGUGA
This is a messenger RNA of Gongylonema pulchrum, 450 nucleotides long. The record is from the annotation of a GenBank genome assembly. NCBI's taxonomy places the organism in Eukaryota, Metazoa, Nematoda, Chromadorea, Rhabditida, Gongylonematidae.